AUGUCUUCUGAAACAAUCUCCAAAGACCCUACCAUCCUCCAAAAAGUCGCACGAAUAGCACAUGCGUGGAAGCGGGACUCGAGCAUGCUGCAACUGGUCACAUCCUUUCUGUCAAAACCCCCCUCAAUCCAAAUGGCAGACGCGCGCCAGCACACUGUAUGGUUGUUCGACAAUACGGCCUACCAGCCGGCGUCAUCCACAAUAUCGGGGCAAGGAUCGUGGCGCGCAGAAGUCGUGGCUUGUGUUUUCCGGAAAGAUAGCCGGAAAGACAUCACCAAACUUGUCGCCCUGAUUGCAGAUCUCAUUGGACUGGAUGGGGAAAUAGGCACGGACAAGGAGACGCGCCACCGGAUAACAGAACGGCUGCAGCCAUUCCUGUUUCACACUGCAUCCGCACACUUGAUGACAUUAGAAACACCCCUCCCCAACAAUACCAUCCAGAUGCAGCAGAUCGGACCCACCGAUGACAGUGGCAUUAGUAGUCAAACCAUCAGCGCAGAUAGCCAGCACAUCACGGACGGCACCAAGAUUCGAUCGUACCUUCGGGGGUGGGGAAGUGGAGUAUUCAUGGACACCAUAUUUGCGAGCCCAGAGGGCUGGCUGGUCAUCUCCGACAUCGAUGAUACGAUCAAGUAUACUAUGACCUCGGAGUCUACUGGCAUCCUUCGCACCACAUUUGUCGAAGAUCCUAGACCCAUUGCCGGAAUGCCUCAGCUCUAUGCCCAUAUCCAGAACCAGCUUGUGCCGACAUGGUUCUACAUCUCUGCUUCCCCAUACAACUUGUACCCAUUUUUGCACAGGUUCCUUGGUUCAUACUUCAGCCCGGGUACGAUGAUCCUUCGCGAUACUUCCUGGUUGGAUGUUAGCGAGCUGGUGAAGUCCUUCACUGUAAAUACUGGCGAGUACAAGGUGGAUCGCUCUGAGAAAAUCCAUGGCUGGUUUCCCCAGCGACAAGUGCUCUGUAUCGGAGACUCGACCCAGCAAGACCCCGAAGCUUAUGCAGAACUCUACAAGAGACAUCCGGAUUGGAUCCAAGCUAUCUGGAUCAGAAAGGUUGUCGAUGUCCCACACCUGCAGGAGCAGAAUUCGCCGGAAAGGUUCAAAGCUGCUUUUGCGGGGGUCCCAGAGUAUAUUUGGAGGGUGUUCGAACAGCCCGCCGAAGUACACCACCUCGUGGCGGAACUCAACAACUCAUACUUUGGUUACGUCAACAUGAGACCCGCGAAGCCUCAGUCCACGACGAUGGACGAACAGACGUUCGUACCACCAACCAUGAGAGCAAUCUACUUCAGCCCCGCAUCAACAGCCAUCACAGACCUCACGGCCUUGGACGAACCCAGGGUGGACUCCCACGUCAAGUUCGAUUCCGACUUCCAAACUCCCAUUCCCUCGGGGAAUGAAUACCUCGUCAAAGUCCAGGCAGCGGCUUUCUCUCACGAUGAACUCCGGCUGUCCAAGAUCCUCAAUCCAGCCAAAUCGAUCCCCCAGAUUCCACUGCAUAGCUUUUGCGGUACGGUCAUCAGCACCCCUCAAACCGACCAUUGGAACCCGGACGGGCCCAAGUUCAAAGUCGAGGAUGCCGUCUUCGGUCUGAUCAAAUACAGUCGCGACGGCGCCGCAGCCGACUACGUUGCCGUUGCGGAAGAUGAGCUUGCAUACAAGCCCAAAAACAUCAGCGCGGCCGAAGCAGCCACCAUCCCCCUGCCCGCUCUCACGGCUUGGGAGGCCUUGUUCAAGUAUGCUGGAGUCGACCCCGGCAACGGUGGCCACGAUCGCCGGCAGUUGCGGGUUCUUAUUACCAAUGCCCGCAACAACGAGGUCGGCACCCAGGCACUACAAUUGCUUCGAUCACAGUCAUUAUUCCCGCACUCCCGCCCCUGGAUUUGCGCGACCUGCGAUGCUGAAGAUCAGGAGGAGUACCUGCGAAGUGAGUACGGGGUAGACGAGACGAUAUACGCACCGCUUCCCUUGCCGCAAGACUACAAUCUUGGAUCCAUUUUUCGCAAGAACCACUGGGAUCCCGUCGAUGUUGUCCUGGACUGCGCUGGCGAGGAGAUGUUUGAACAAGCGCACUCCUCAAAGGUCAUCAGAGAGCACGGGGCUGUCUUGACCGCCGUGGACUCCACACCCGCGGAGGACCGGGAUCCUCUGGGUAAAGAGGAACCGCGCAAGGAUGGCGUGCUUAGCCGGUUUGUCGUGGUCAGCCCCAACGGUGAGGCGUUGCGUCGUGUCUCCGAGCUAGUCGAGGCGCACGAGAUCCAAGGACGAGUCGAGAGCAUCAAGGAACUGGUUGAUGGCACGGACGCAGCCAAGGUACCGAUGAAAGUAACUAACGACAUGGUGGAAAGGUAA
This is a messenger RNA of Aspergillus sclerotioniger CBS 115572, 2352 nucleotides long. RefSeq lists its product as uncharacterized. Gene Ontology annotation, molecular function: oxidoreductase activity; phosphatidate phosphatase activity. Gene Ontology annotation, cellular component: actin cortical patch. NCBI's taxonomy places the organism in Eukaryota, Fungi, Ascomycota, Eurotiomycetes, Eurotiales, Aspergillaceae. The record is from RefSeq and is a predicted model, not a curated record. The coding region runs from base 1 to 2352 and encodes 783 amino acids. The transcript is spliced from 4 exons.